Daucus carota subsp. sativus is the source of this 2077-nucleotide messenger RNA. RefSeq names its product AP2-like ethylene-responsive transcription factor PLT2. The transcript has 10 exons. Gene Ontology annotation, molecular function: DNA binding; DNA-binding transcription factor activity. Gene Ontology annotation, biological process: regulation of DNA-templated transcription. The record is from RefSeq and is a predicted model, not a curated record. Bases 39 to 1838 code for a protein of 599 amino acids. NCBI's taxonomy places the organism in Eukaryota, Viridiplantae, Streptophyta, Magnoliopsida, Apiales, Apiaceae.
UAUAUUAUAAUGUGAUUAGAGAACUUGUAUGUACAUACAUGUAUAUAUAUGUAGCAUAUCUACCGUUCCACCUCUCCCUCUUCCAACAAGUGCAGAUUGAACUCCAUCUUCGUUGUUUAGGGAGGAUUUUGAUUGAUUGGUCAUUAAAAAAGAAUCGUCCGAGGAAAUCAAAUAUGAAUUCCAACAACUGGCUAUCGUUUCCAUUUUCUCCUUCGAAUCCUUCUUUGCAAACUCACUUAAGUUCGUCAACUGAUCAGUCUCAACAAUUUUCACUAGGGUUAGUCAGUGAGAAUGAUGACAGCCCUUUUCAACAUCAAGAAUGGAACAUGAUGAGCGGUCAAGUGAGUAGUGAAGUACCAAAAGUUGCCGAUUUUCUUGGCGUGAGCAAAUCAGAAAACCAGUCGUCAGAUCUAGCCGUGUACAACAACGAAUUUCAUGCAAAUGAAUCUGACUAUCUAUUCACCAACCACAACUUACUACAGCUCCCAAACCCCUUGGCAGUCGCUCCUCCGGAUCAUUCCUACGAUAUUCCCGAAAACGCAAGCAAUUUACAGUCACUAACAUUGUCCAUGGGAAGUGGCAAUAAGCAAUGCGAAACCAUUGGAGAAAAUAGCGAAAGCACUGCCAUCGUUCCCGUUGAUGCUACCCCUAGAAGAACCCUGGAUACAUUUGGUCAAAGAACAUCAAUCUAUCGCGGUGUCACUAGGCAUAGAUGGACGGGUAGAUAUGAAGCUCAUCUAUGGGAUAAUAGUUGUAGAAGGGAAGGUCAAUCAAGAAAAGGUCGCCAAGUUUACUUGGGUGGGUAUGACAAAGAAGAGAAAGCAGCUAGGGCUUAUGACAUGGCUGCACUCAAAUACUGGGGAACCUCUACAACCACAAACUUUCCAAUUACUAACUACGAAAAGGAACUUGAUGAUAUGAAAAACAUGACCAGGCAAGAAUUUGUGGCUUCCAUACGAAGGAAGAGUAGUGGAUUUUCCAGGGGUGCAUCCAUGUACCGUGGUGUAACAAGGCAUCAUCAGCAUGGAAGAUGGCAAGCAAGGAUCGGCAGAGUUGCAGGAAACAAGGAUCUCUACUUGGGAACUUUCAGUACUGAGGAAGAAGCAGCAGAGGCUUACGACAUCGCAGCCAUAAAGUUCAGAGGACUCAAUGCAGUAACCAAUUUUGACAUGAACCGCUAUGAUGUAAAGAGCAUCCUGGAAAGCAACUCUUUGCCUAUAGGAGGUGGAGCUGCCAAACGCUUAAAAGAAGCCCAGGCAAUCGAAUCAUCACGAAAACGGGAGGAAAUGAUAGCCCUUGGAUCAGCUUUUCAAUAUGGCAGCUCAAGUUCGGGCACAGUUCUUCCACUACAAGCCUAUCACUCUCUGAUGCAACAACCUUAUCAUGAUCCCAAUCCCCAGCCUCUGCUAACCUUGCAAAACCCCGAAAUUUCGCAGUACUCUACUCAGGAGCAUCAAUUCAACCAGAGCUACAUUCAAACACAGCUACAGCUGCACCAACAAUCUGCGGUUGAUUCUUACAAUAACUCUCAGCUCUACAACAGUUACCUUCAGAACAAUCCAUCGUAUUUGCACGGGUUCAUGAACAUGGGCUCAUCAUCAUCUGUGUUGGAUAAUAAUGGGAGUUCCAGUAAUGGGAGUUAUAGUACUGGAGGCUAUUUAGGUCACUCGACAGCAGGUAAUGGCAGCGGUGGGGUCGGAGGUUCAUCUACUGAGGAGCUGGGGAUGGUUAAGGUGGAUUAUGACAUGCCAUCAGGGAGUUACAAUACAGCAGGAUGGUCCGGGGACUCGUCGGUCCAGGGAUCGAAUCCUGGUGUGUUUUCAAUGUGGAAUGACUGAUCUGAGAGUUUAGGUAAGAGAGGAAACUAAAAGGUGGGGAAAGUUGAAUUGGUAAUUUUGGUUUUAACAAUCUUUCAUUAGUUAGCGGAUAAACAAGGGAGAUUAAUUAAUGGAAGAUACAACUGAUGUUGCUUGACCUGAGCCUUUCAGACAUUAAGAACAGUAUUACAUGGACUGACUAUCAAUCAGAUAUGUUAUCAUAAUGUGUUUAUCUUCUUAAUUCCUAAUUUUUCAUUAAA